Fonsecaea erecta is the source of this 1470-nucleotide messenger RNA. RefSeq lists its product as hypothetical. NCBI's taxonomy places the organism in Eukaryota, Fungi, Ascomycota, Eurotiomycetes, Chaetothyriales, Herpotrichiellaceae. The record is from RefSeq and is a predicted model, not a curated record. Gene Ontology annotation, molecular function: fluoride transmembrane transporter activity. Gene Ontology annotation, cellular component: membrane. The transcript has a single exon. Gene Ontology annotation, biological process: fluoride transmembrane transport. Bases 1 to 1470 code for a protein of 489 amino acids.
AUGGACGCCACCAAAAGGCCGCCCUCAAGUAAUGAUCUCGAAAUGGGCCAGCCCGAUGACACGGGCGAGGAGAUCCCAAUAUCAGAUUCACGCAGGGAACAAGAAGAACCGGACUCCUAUGACGAAAACGCGGGACUCUCAGAACUGGCCAUGCCCCAGCCUGCACGUCGAGAGGAUCCCGAGCAGGACGAUCUGGAACGAGAAGAAACAACGGCUCGGAGACUGAGCCAGCGAGGUCGAGCAUCGGACGACGAAUACCUCACCGAGCUUCGGGUGCCUUCAAUUGUCGACCGUGGCCCUCAGGGCGAUCUUCGAGCUUCGGGGCCUGUUGUCGAAUCAUCUCCUUCCAGUAGUGAAGAAAAGGAAGAAGACUCCAGGACCAGCAACCACCCGGCUCUAGUACCGCUCACCGAGUUUUACGUAGUUGGACAUCUUAUCUUCUUCGCCAUCCUGGGCACUCUGAGUCGGCUGGGGGUCGAAGCCAUCAACACCUACCCGGAUGCUCCUGUGAUGUCGCCGGUGCUCUGGGCGAACGUGGGCGGCUCCCUCAUCUUCGGUUUCCUAGCUGAGGACCGCCAGCUGUUCAAGCAGGAAUGGGGAACAUACGCCGACCCCUGGUCCCACGAGCGGCCUAGGGGAGACCGACGGAGCGGCAGUACCGACGACGAGAUUGCCUCAAAGCACAAGCACCUAAAAGUCAAGAAGACGAUCCCCUUGUACAUUGGCCUCUCGACCGGCUUUUGCGGCUCUUUCACCUCCUUCUCGACCUUCCUCCGGGACGCCUUCCUGGCGCUGAGUGGACAGCUCGGGUCAUUGACGCACCACCACGAGCCGAGCCCAAGGAGGCGUGGGUACGAUUUCGAGGCCGUCACCGCCGUCCUGAUCGUGCAGGUGGGGUGUUCACUCGCGGCGCUGAAGUUUGGCGCUCACCUGGCACUUGCCACGCAGAAAAUCACGCCGACGCUACCUUUCCACUGGGCCCGUCGAAUCUUGGACCCGACUGUCAUCCUCCUCGGCGUUGGAUGUUGGAUCGGCGCCAUUAUGCUGGCGAUCUGGCCGCCCCAUGACGCCUGGCGGGGCGAGGUGAUAUUCGCGCUGGUCUUCGCGCCCGCGGGCUGCCUGUUCCGGUUCUACCUCUCCAAACACCUGAACCAGCGCGUGCCGGCGUUCCCCGUGGGCACGUUCCUGGCCAACGUCUCCGGCACGGCCGCGCUGGGUGUGUGCUUCAUCGUGCAGCGCUUCGGGCACCGCGGCGUGCUCUCGUGCCAGGUCCUCAACGGCGUCAUGGACGGCUUCAGUGGCUGCGCCACCACCGUGAGCACCUGGGUCGGCGAGCUGGAGACGCUCCGCCGCAGACACGCCUACGUCUACGGCGGCGCCAGCCUGGCGGUCAGCCUGGCUAUUCUGGUCGUCAUCAUGGGCAGUCUGUUGUGGAGCGCUGGGUUUGAUGUUCCUGCUUGCCGUGUGUAG